Molecule: messenger RNA, 2278 nt
Organism: Papaver somniferum (opium poppy)
Lineage: Eukaryota; Viridiplantae; Streptophyta; Magnoliopsida; Ranunculales; Papaveraceae
Product: serine hydroxymethyltransferase 7-like
Exons: 4
Coding region: 285-2039 (584 amino acids)
Biological process (GO): L-serine catabolic process; tetrahydrofolate interconversion; folic acid metabolic process
Cellular component (GO): cytoplasm
Molecular function (GO): pyridoxal phosphate binding; zinc ion binding; serine binding
Source: RefSeq, a predicted model, not a curated record
CAAAUAAGUAAUAAACCACCGCAAACGUCACCACUAUAUCUUUGAAUAAUAACAUCAUAACCACGACUCUGAUAAAACCCCCAAAAAUAAUAUCUGGUUUUCGAUUUCUAUAUGGAAUUUUCAUCAUCAUCAUCAGCGAAAUCAAGUAAAUCUUCAUCUCAUUUCCGUUACUUUCGUUGUAAUUGUUGUAAAAAUUCUUUCCGUUGUUUUUGUUGUUGUCGCUGUUGUUGUUGUUAGGGUUUGAUUUUGUUUAGUUUAGUGUUAGGGUUUGAUUUUUGGGGAAAAUGGAUCUAUCUCAAGCAAGAUCAACACUAUCAUUAGGUUUUCAUCAUCAUCAUCAAAAUUCACCUUCACAUCAUACAUCAAUUGGUGAUAAUAACAAUUCAAUUUCGCGUCAGAGUUCAUCGACUCCAUCGAUUCCAUUACAAUUACUUGAUGACGAAUCAGCUGCAACAGCAGUAGAUAAAAGUAGUAAUGAUGAAAUGAAAGACGAGGAGGGAGAGAAGUUUAAGAUUUUAGGGCAUGAGAUGUGUUUGAAGAGGAAAAGAGAAGUUGAUUCUUCUUCUUCAUCGACAUCGUCUUCGAAAAAGGGGGUUGGGGUUUCAAAUGAACAAAGUCUUGAGACUAGACGAGCUGCUGUUAGGGCUUGGAGUAAUCAACCUUUGGCUGUUGCUGAUCCAGAUAUACAUGAAAUUAUGGAAAAGGAGAAACAAAGACAAAUUAAAGGUAUUGAGUUGAUUGCUUCGGAGAAUUUUGUAUGCAAAGCUGUAAUGGAAGCACUAGGUAGUCAUUUGACGAAUAAGUAUUCAGAAGGAGCACCUGGUGCAAGAUAUUAUGUGGGUAAUCAGUAUAUUGAUCAAAUUGAGUUACUUUGUCAACAAAGAGCUUUAACUGCAUUUCAUCUUGAUUCUGAUCAUUGGGGUGUAAAUGUUCAGCCUUAUUCUUGUACUUCUGCAAAUUUUGCUGUCUACACUGGUCUUCUUAUGCCCAAGGAUAGGAUUAUGGGUUUGGAUUCACCUUCUGGAGGACAUUUGAGUCAUGGGUACUGUACACCUAGUGGGAAGAAAGUUUCUGGUGCUUCUAUUUUCUUUGAAAGUUUCCCGUAUAAAGUGAACCCAUAUACUGGCUACAUCGAUUAUGAUAAGCUAGAAGAUAGGGCAAUUGAUUUUCGACCUAAGAUACUUAUUUGCGGUGGGAGUUCGUAUCCUAGAGAGUGGGAUUAUGCGAGGUUUAGACAGAUUGCUGAUAAAUGUGGAGCUGUGCUAAUGUGUGAUAUGGCUCAUAUUAGUGGUCUAGUCGCUGCCAAGGAAUGCAUAAGCCCCUUUGAUUAUUGUGAUGUUGUGACCUCGACAACUCACAAAGGUCUCCGUGGUCCCAGAGGAGGUAUCGUCUUUUACAGGAAAGGCCUAAAACCAAGAAAAAGAGGGACGCUUAUGAAUCAGGUGGAUGAAAAUGAGGAGUAUGACUUGGAGGAAAGAAUAAAUUUUGCCGUCUUUCCAUCCUUGCAAGGUGGACCUCACAAUAACCACAUUGCAGCCCUAGCAAUUGCCCUAAAACAAGUUGCGACGCCCGAGUACAAGGCUUACAUGCAACAAGUGAAAAGAAAUGCUCAGGCUUUAGCAUUUGCGUUGACAAGAAGAAAAUGCAGAUUGGUUACUGGGGGUACAGACAACCAUUUAGUUCUUUGGGACCUGAGAAAUCUCGGAUUAACAGGUAAGACCUUUGAGAAGGUUUGUGAGAUGUGCCACAUUUCUCUUAAUAAAAGUGCCAUAUUUGGUGAUAAUGGAGCUAUUUCACCAGGUGGAGUAAGAAUUGGCACUCCUGCAAUGACAACAAGAGGCUGUAUUGAGUCUGAUUUUGAGACAAUUGCCGAUUUCCUCCUCAGGGCCGCACAAAUUGCAAGCAUCGUCCAGAGGGAACAUGGAAAGCUGCAGAAGGAUUUCCUCAAGGGUCUUCAAAACAACAAGGAUAUGAUUGACCUUCGUAACCGUGUUGAGGCUUUCUCUUCUCAGUUUGCUAUGCCAGCAUUUGAUUUCUGAACUCGUUGAAGACACCUUAUUUUGACAAGGUGGUGCAAGCGUAAACAUUAUGUAAAUUCUAUGUAGUUUCCUUCAUCCUAUAGACAUGAACAUGAACAUCCAAUUCUUUUUUUGUGUAAAAUGGUAUUAUGAGCAUAUAAGGGUCACCACUGUUACUUCAUACUCCCUCUAUCCUAAAUUACUUGCUUAAUUAGGGUCUUGCAAAAAUAUUAAGGAAUUGAAAUUAUUUUCACAUACAA